Charadrius vociferus (killdeer) is the source of this 4749-nucleotide messenger RNA. RefSeq names its product heart development protein with EGF-like domains 1 (gene HEG1). Gene Ontology annotation, molecular function: calcium ion binding. The record is from RefSeq and is a predicted model, not a curated record. The coding region runs from base 1 to 4749 and encodes 1582 amino acids. Gene Ontology annotation, biological process: heart development. The transcript has 20 exons. Lineage: Eukaryota; Metazoa; Chordata; Aves; Charadriiformes; Charadriidae.
AUGGUCUUUUCAGAGGGACGUGGAGCAAAUAUGAUGCAUGAAGAAAGCCAAAUGAGGACCCAAGAGGCUUCUAACCUGGGGAAUGGGAGCACCAGCAAUUUCAUGGGCCCUGAGAAUGGUCCAUGCUGUGCAGACAGAGAUCCUCCUAGGCCUGUCCUGCAGAUUGCUGGUAUGCCUGGAGAUCGUACGGUGCUGGUCAUUGAAAGCAGCCAUCAGACGAGAAGAAGUUUAGACACGGACAUAAGGACUUCCAGUGCUCUCGUGGAUGGUGUGGAGCUGGUGACGGUGUUGGUCAGGAGCGGGGAGUGGGCAUCGCUGCCUGCCAGGCACAGUGCAGUGCAGGCGGCAACCGCUGGAAGCCAUCACCAUGCUGCAGGCAGCCAGGAGAGAGGCAAGAGGGCUCUGGCUUCUCCCAGCACCUCUGCAGCUGCCGAGAGGACACCACCGGUUUUGGCAGCUGUCAGCACCGAUUCGGCUGAGAGGACUCUGGGUGGGCACCGCGGGGCUUGGGACAUGGCGGGGUUUGACAACACAACGGAGAUGGUGCUGCUGCCUUCAUCUGCGGAGCCUCGUCGCCCGGGCACCGGUGGCCGCUCUCAACCGGCAAGCGGCUGGGUGGGCACAGAGCCACCUGGCAGCCCUCCCACGGGCACCGCCGCCACUUCACUCAGCUCCUCACGGACCAGCGGGGCGACGCUGCAGCCCCUCCCCAGCGCCACCUUCCCCGGCUCUUCGGGACAGCCCCAGUCCUCCCCCCGAGCUUCCAGUACUCAGACUGGUACAAACCACAUCAUGCUACGUCCCAGGGAUGUCAUGGGGGACUCCAUAAGCCCUUCACUCACAGCAUCGCCUGCUAUGGACAGCACUUUUGGAGCUGCUGGGAGCGGCAUCAGAGCUGCAGAAAACCCGAGGUCCCAGUUAUCUUCAUCGGUGGCCCUGGGGCUGGGAGGUUUCCCUGGGCCCUCCGUGGAGCGUCGGCUCACCCCUUCUCACCCAGCUUCAGAAAGCACUGCCAUGGCCAUUGGAAGGAGCUUCCAGCCAUCCAACAUCUCGACCACAGAGAGGAGAGUUUCCGAUUUCCCCACCACCAGCACCUCCGUUUCCACAACAGCCACCAAGGGCGGAGGGAGGACGUUAAGGUCUCUGCCAGCCGGCACCAGGCUGGCUGGUACAGCAGAGAUUUCCACCACUGGUACCAAAAUUGCCAGCUCCUCAGACCGGACCCGGUUACCUGGGAUGUCUUUGGGAGCCCAGGGUGGUGGUGGCAGAGGUGCCACAGACUCGUUGCUCACAGGCUCGCCGUCUGCUUCAGAAAGCACUUCCAUGACCUUUAGCAGCAGUUACGAACCCAAGAGCAUCCCAGCUGCAGAAGAGGCCACGCUGCACUCGGACGCCCAUGGUGCUGACAUGCCCAGCGUGGCAGCGGGGGCACCAGGGUCCCCCGCAAACGGCCGCACAGCUGGGGUGACAAGGGGCUCUGCCACCAGGACCGACCCCACCAGCUCUUUGGGAGGCACCUUCUCCUCCUCAGGGGUCGGGACGCACCAUCCUAACGGCUCACGGGAAGCCACAGAUCUCCCAGCGCCUCCGGGGGAGCCUUUGCUCACAAGCUCCCUCUCUGCCUCCGAAAGUACUUUCCGAGGUGUCAGAAGCAGCCACCGACCAGUUAACAGCUCAACGACAGAGAAAAAAAACGUUGCUUCCUCUCCCACCGGCGCUUUCAUUUCAGCCAUGGCCACCGGCAGCAGUGGGAGGCCCCCGAGGUCUGCCACGAGCAGCAGCCGAUGGGCAGCAGAAGUCUCCACAUCCAGUGGUGGCAUGUACAGGACUUUGGGCACGAUCCGAUUCUCGUCCGUGUCUUCUGUGAGAGAGACCUAUGGAGUUCGUGGGUCCACAGAAAUCACGGAUUUCACUGAGUGGGUGGCAGACCCUUCGCUAACAGGCUCUCGGUCUGCUGCGGAAGGUCCUUCCCCAGCCGUGGGCAGCAGCCAUCGCUCACUAAGCAGCUCGAGUGCCGAGGAAAGGCGGUCCAGCCCCAUCACUGAUCCUGCGUACAGUUCAUCCGUGUCUACUGGAGGUAGAGAAAGGAUGCCGCCCUCGGUGACAGACGGGGUGCUGGCCGGUGGCACCGAGAGCUCUGCUCCCUAUGCCGAAACCGCCAGCUCUCCAGGGCUGGCUCAGCCAACGUCGGUGGAGCAGAGUGGGAUGGCCGGUGCCUCAGCCGGCAGCGUGGGCUUCACAGACUUUGAAACAGAGGCGCUCUUCACCCGUUCUUCCAAGAUGCCCACUUAUUCUUCUUUCCAAAAUGACCUUACAAGCUUUUCAGGUAGCCAUCAGCCUGUCAGUAGCAUCGAUGCUGAGAAACGGACCUCAGUUUCUCAUACAGAUGGCACAUAUGUUUCAACAACGUAUACCAGAGGAGGAGAAAGGACCCUCCUGUCUAUCUCGAACAGCAGCACCUCUGCAGACUCCUCAGAAAGUUCCACCUUUUUUUCUGAGAUUUCCAACCCUUCUGAUUCAUCAAAGUCUUCUGUGGCACAGGACAGAAGGAGCAACGUAUCCAGUGACAGCAGUUUUGUUGAACCAUCUACAGAGCCAUUGCUGGUACACUCGUCCAAACAGUUGACUUCUGCUUCUGCAGGCAGUGUACAAAAUACAACUGUCUUCAGCACUGACUCUGAGUUGUUGACCACCAGCAGAUCAUCGCUAUCUUCAUCUGCGUUUCCAGGCUCUUCCUCAGUGUCACCGCUGCAGCACUUGCUGUCAUCAACACCACCACCAACUUAUUUGUUUACAUCAUCGGAGUCAUCUGAGCCACUCUCGUCCUCUGUGAUGGCAUCUUCACCCCCUCUGCAGGCUUUGUCGUCCUCCUUGCCCACUUCCUCAUUGCUUUCCCCAUCUUACUCGUUAGCAUCUUUACUGCCUCUGUUUUCAUCACCGUCAUCUAUCUCGCAGUCCAAUGAUAGUGGUCAAGCAAGCACUUCUGUAGCUACGACUGUGGUCAGGCGGGUGCCCUCCACAGCCGCUGUGGCUGGGAGCUCGCCCAGAGGGACCAACAAGCACACUGUCACACACCAGCCCCAAAACAGCACCACCUUCACCUCCAUCGGGUCUCCUCCUCUCCCCACAGCACCCAUGGAGCAGCUUGGUGGACGCAUCAUGUCUGUGUCUGGUCCCAUGACGGUAAUGGAGACCACCUCGCAGAGAGCCACCACUGCCCAAGGAGGCAGCUUUGGGAAGGCAACACUGCUGCCCACCACAGCUGGUGAUGCCCCACGGGCUGCGCCGACAGAUGCACCCCUUAGUCCCUCACCAAGUGCAACAAACCACAGUGUCAUCAUCCCUGCAGUGGCACUGACGACAGUGAAACCUCCUGUGCUGACAACACCGGCCAGUUACCAACCAACCCCAGGUGAUGCUAGCACCACGAAAGCCCACAGAGCUCAAACGCCCACUGCCACUAAGCACAUGUAUACCACUGGUGAAAGCACAGAAGCUGUGGAUCCCACCACUGCAAGACCUGGUAAAGUCACUGAAGAAAACAUCCCUGUUACAAGUCCUUCUGAAGCCCCUCCAACCAGCAAGACCACUGUGAGCAUUGCAACUACUUUGGCUGCUACCAAACCAACCACUGUUCCUCCAUCAAGUAGCACAACUGGGCUGAAGACGUUGUCUCCAGCAACAGAUGUGGAUAAAUGUCUUUCCAACCCUUGCCCUGCGCUGGCCACCUGCAACAACACCCAUGGCUCCUAUAUCUGUCAGUGUCCUCUUGGAUAUGAGCUGGAAAAAGGAAAGUGCAAUUUAGUAAGAAUAUUUAUCGGCCAGGUCCCCCUGAAGCCUAAUGUUACCCAUGGGAAGUAUGCAGAGCUCCUCCAUGUCGAGGAUGAAAUCCUGACGAUGCUUGACACAUCACUGUCGGGCUUGCCGGGGUACCACCACUCCACGGUUAAGGCGACCAGGGAGGCAAAUUUUGUGCAUGUUUCAGUGCAAUCCACGUUCUCUUUAGCAUCCAACGUGACUUUCUACGAUGUUGUCAGCACCGUGAAAAGCUACAUUCGAGCUUGCAAAUCCCCCACUGAAGCCUGCCAGUUCAUCUCCAGCCUGAAACCACUCCACAGAGUUGGCAGCUUGUGCAAGCAGAAAGACCCCGAAUGCGACAAGGAAACUUCUGAAUGCACCGACUUUGAUGGGGUCGCGCUCUGCCAAUGCAAAAGUGGGUACUUCAAAUACAACAAGAUGGACCACUCCUGCAGAGCCUGUGAAGAUGGAUAUAAGCUGGAAAACGAGACCUGUGUGAGCUGCCCGUUCGGCUUAGGUGGAUUCAACUGUGGAAACCCAUAUCAGCUCAUCACUGUGGUGAUCGCGGCUGCAGGAGGGGGACUUCUGCUUAUCAUGGGCAUAGCACUGAUUGUCACCUGCUGCCGGAAGAAUAAAAAUGAUAUAAGUAAACUCAUUUUCAAGAGUGGAGAUUUCCAGAUGUCACCGUAUGCUGAAUAUCCAAAGAACCCCCGGGCACAGGAGUGGGGCAGAGAAACCAUCGAGAUGCAAGAGAAUGGAAGCACCAAGAACCUAUUGCAGAUGACAGAUGUGUAUUAUUCGCCAACUGGACUGAGAAAUCCUGAACUGGAAAGAAAUGGACUUUAUCCUCCCUACACUGGUUUGCCUGGAUCUCGACAUUCAUGCAUCUACCCCGGACAAUACAAUCCGUCCUUCAUUAGUGAUGAAACCAGAAGAAGAGACUAUUUUUAG